Messenger RNA from Physcomitrium patens, 1478 nucleotides. Lineage: Eukaryota; Viridiplantae; Streptophyta; Bryopsida; Funariales; Funariaceae. The record is from RefSeq and is a predicted model, not a curated record.
AAUUUGGAGGGAGUCCAGUCUGAGUGCACCACGCAGGCAUCGACGCUCUGCCUCCUCCUGGCGUCUGCCUUGGCUCUCUAUCAUCCAGAGGCAGUCGCCUCGAUGCGCUUUUCUCCACAUUUCCGCAGACGUGGUGGUAUUCCUCGCCCAACGCCCUCACUUUUGCGAAUGUUUCCGAUUCAUCGCCACAUGCCAUCCUCUUGUGCCCCUCAUCUCCAUCCUUCUCUGUCGCGCCCUGCAGCUUGCAGCUGGGCGCACCUUCCGCAUUGCCAUCUGCGGCAACCCCACCAGGGCUUCCUCAGAUUCUCCCACAGGCCCUUGCACAUAAGCCCAGGCGCUCCGCCCCCAAUUGUCAUCAUCGCAACAUCCAUCAACCUUCCACCGCGCGGCGAAAUAAACCGGAUCGACAACCAUUCACGUUAUUAUUCAGUAGCCUGUCUUUGCUGUGCAGCGCACUCUUUCCUCCGCGCGAUUUAGGAGGCCGAUUGAUUGCCUCUCGUAUUCGUGAGUAGAACAGGACGAUGGCCGCCGCGAUGUCUCAGAUGUCUGCCGCUGCAACCAUGGCCGGCGGCCUCAUGGCCCUGGCCCCCUCCUCCACGAGGCUGUCCAGCGCUGCUUCCCGCGUGGUGGACCGACCCAGACUGGGCGCGUCGCUGGCCGGACGAGUUCGAUGCGAGGCGGGCAAGGGCCUGCGGGAAACCAUCAAUGAGAGCACGAAGAAGGACAUCACGGAGGGCGAGAUCCUGAAGAACAUGGAGACCAACGAGUCGGAGCAGCGCUCGUAUUUCGGCGCCAAGCCCACCCCGGGGUUCGACCAGGCUGUGGGGUUCACCCCCCGCCCCGAGAUCGAGAGGCGGCCCGAGACCGGCGACAAGUCCUUCUUCAGCGUGUUCGCGUUCGACGGGGCUGCCCCCGAGACCAUCAACUGCCGGCUGGCGAUGUUGGGCAUCGUGUGGGCGUUCUUCGCGGAGAAGGCGACGGGAUUGACGGUGGCGGAGCAGCUGUUCAACCCCACCACGAGCGGGCUGGUGUACUUCGUGGGCGCGGUGCAGCUGUUCACGUACGCGUCGCUGGUGCCGAUCAUGAACGGCGAGUCGACGGAUGCUCGCAGCUUCGGGCCGUUCACGGCGCGGGCUGAGCGAUGGAACGGGCGGCUGGCGAUGCUGGGAUUCUUGUCGCUGGUUGUCACGGAGCUGAUCCGCGGAGCUCCCGUGUUCCACUAAAUGUAUGUAGGUAGGCAGGCAGGCAGGCGCGGAGGGAUCAAUUCCUGGACUGCUGCAAGAUUGUACAGUGCCGAUUGUAGAGUUUUGGUAGUUCGUUGAGUCGAUAGUCAGGUGAAGGAGAUUGGAUGCUUGCCCCGGCGUCUGUUCAUAUGGAAGUAGGAAACAGCCGGCCUUGCGUGCUGAGAAUGGAUUGCUCCAGCGUGGACCUGACAUGUAUGUUUUGAAGUAAUUUCUUGUUGACGAACUGUUCAAUUA